This is a messenger RNA of Anopheles darlingi, 2581 nucleotides long. RefSeq names its product polyadenylate-binding protein-interacting protein 2B (gene Paip2). Gene Ontology annotation, biological process: negative regulation of translational initiation. Bases 284 to 859 code for a protein of 191 amino acids. The record is from RefSeq and is a predicted model, not a curated record. Lineage: Eukaryota; Metazoa; Arthropoda; Insecta; Diptera; Culicidae. Gene Ontology annotation, molecular function: mRNA regulatory element binding translation repressor activity. Gene Ontology annotation, cellular component: cytoplasm. The transcript is spliced from 3 exons.
CGCAAACGGGUUUAAUAAUCAAUGCAAUCCCUGUAAUAAGCGAUCAAUGUAAUGGAACGGAAGUGCUCUUUGGCGUAGCGUUGUUGCCCUCACGGAAUGUUUGCUGCGUUGCGUUGUCUUUAGGCCGUGGGAGACAAAAGUAAAAAUAAAUUAUAUCCGAUGCAGUGAGAAACCUCCCAGUGCCAGCGCCACGGUCGAGUGAUUUCUUUCUGUUUACUCUUUACUGAUUUGGAAAAUUGGGAUAUCUGCUCGCGACGAUCUCGAGUUUAUACCAGCAAAGCAAAUGAAAAUGAAGAUGCCCGACAACACUAUCGGCGGUAGUAGCUCAAAUAGCUACAAUCAUGCAAACUUCAACGCUGCCGUAGUAACGUUAAACCAAAACGUUGGCCGUGGAGGUGGCGAUGGUGACGGUAAUGCUAACAAUGGGCCAGCCUACUACAGUGAUCCGUACGAGUCGGAUGCGGAAAGCAUUAGCACUCCUCCGACCGAGGACAACUCGGAACCGGCGGGAGAUGACUUCGCGGAGUACAUGUGGAUGGAGAAUGAGGACGAGUUUGACGAGCAGGAAAUGCAGCGACUGGAGGAGGAAGAGCUUAUGGACCAGUGCAUUGAAGCGAUGAUGCAGGACGAACUAGCAGCGGCUGAGCGGAUGGCGGCAGCAGCACUCAUGGGAAACGUUCCUCGAGAAAGUGGCCUAAUGAACAUUCUGUCUAGUCUUCAAUUAGACAAAGAACAUCAACAGCAGCAACUGCUGGCGCUACAACCGAGAAACGUGAAUGUGGAAAAGUCGACACUGAAUCCAUUGGCCGCCGAAUUUGUGCCAUCGUUGCGUCCUCUGGUCGCUCCGAUACCCUACUGAACCCCCCAUGGCUAAGUAAAACGGUAAAUCAAACCUAUUACACACAAAUCAUCUCAAAAAGGUACGCAAAUACUCGAAGAAGAAAAAAAAUUACGUAAAAAAUUACCAGAAAAGUGGAAAAUGUUCGCAAUUUUGGUAUGACGGUGGGGUGAUGCUUACGUUUUGAGUACUCCCCCAAGUCAGUUGCAAUAUUUAUUUCUAUCACUUUCUUUUCCAUAAAACCCUUCUGCAGGCGAAACUGCACAAUCAACACAUGCGGUACUGAUUUCGGUGUACUUUUCCAUGAAAAGUAAUGCUUCUUGUAGUUUACACUUUCUAAAGCAAGCUUGCAUAAGGACAAACACUUGCCCAUUUUCCCCUGCCAUUCUGCCUUUGUACUUAAUGCAGAGCGAACGACUGUGGAGUAAAUACGGUUCAAAUACGGUGAUAGUAGAUCUAUUGUUCGUAACAAAAUCAUCUCUCGCCAUCCUUGCGCUCGUGGCCAUCAUUCACAUGCGUAAUCAUGGCGAUGGCUCGAGGAGCAGCUGUAACAGCGUUUGUGCAAGUGGUUCUAACCAUACUCGGCGGUGCUUAGAAAGUGAGUUAGAGCUCUUAAUGCGCUCAAUAUCUUACACUAGCAAUGGGAAAAUUCUUACUACAGUGUUUACCCGUGGCCACGAAGCUAAUGCACCAAGUCAUCAUGUAUAUUUUGUGAUUUUUUUUAUACUCUACUACUCAAACAUAAUGCCACGAUUGAGUUGAGUACUGUAAGUUUUCCGUUUUAUCAAUAGCCGUUUCUGUGUUGCCUCUUCUUCAAAACAAAACCUUUCACAAGAGCCUAAUCUAAGGAUUGUCUUCAAACACUCAUUUCUGGUGUACAAAACGCAGUCAAACUAACGAAAGCCACACCUGGUAACACUUAGGAUUAAUGAAGUUUCGAACAAACAAAAAAAAAAAACAAACAAACAUCUUGGCAUCUCCCCUGAUAGAUUGUUGUUAGUGAUAAGCAUUGAACCCGCGGGUCCUGCGCCCGCAAAGUAACAAACAAAAAAAAAGUUUAAAAUUCAACUAAACAGUCUGCUGUACGUGUUGUUAGUAUUAAUGGUUGUGCGUGGAGGGUACGAUUUAGUAUCAAGGGAGUACAGAGCCCUAGAUUGGUGGAACUUGGCGGUCUCACAAAUAGAGCGUGCAACAGCAUUCUUUCGCCAUGAGAAAGGAUAGUGUUUCAACUGUGAUACGAUUAUCGUUGACUCAUAUCCACUUUGCAAGUUUGUAGUAAGAAGCCAGUGGCUGACGCGCGACUUUUUGUUUAUCUUAGAUGUUGUCGGUUCUCCUGUGCGCAUUUUUCCUUCCCCAUUUCGUCACUCUUCUUCAUAUGUAGCUGUUAGGGAUGAAGCGGCUGGUAGCAAAUUCCAUUCGAUGGCAUUUCAUGCUGUUGCAGUGCUUUGACUACAGCCCUUACCGCUACGCUCGAUAAAAAAUUCAAACGCGUGGAUAAAAGAAAAACCAAUUUCAUUUGCAUUUCAUCGAUAACCACCCCGCUCAUGUGGGAAGAUGUUGGUUCACAGAACCACGAUUAUAAGAUUGGACCGAUAAAAGGAGUUUCAUGAUUUCGUUCCAAGCCAAACGUAGGAUCGCACCAACAUGACACGACAAUUAAUCCUAGUGCUGCAACAGCAAACGAAGCGAACAAACAAAAAAAAAACAUACAUUUAUGAAAUUAGCGCAAAAAGGUUAUCUAGA